This is a messenger RNA of Clarias gariepinus (North African catfish), 8455 nucleotides long. RefSeq names its product centrosomal protein 290 (gene cep290). The transcript is spliced from 55 exons. Gene Ontology annotation, biological process: kidney development; camera-type eye development. NCBI's taxonomy places the organism in Eukaryota, Metazoa, Chordata, Actinopteri, Siluriformes, Clariidae. Bases 280 to 8310 code for a protein of 2676 amino acids. The record is from RefSeq and is a predicted model, not a curated record.
UUUAUACAUAUUUUCCACGUGUUUUUGUUGUUGUUAUGUUUAAGCUUUUGUGAGACAGAAGGAGGAGCAGCUGGUUCGUUCUGUUUGUUUUUAGCUCAUUUUAUUCAUGUUGUUUUUAUCAAAUAUCCUUUAUUUUCUGUCUAUUAAUGUUAGGAACUUUAUGCACAGAGAUCCUGAGAUGUGUUUAACGCUGUAAUACAUGGCACAGACUGCUGAAGAGCGGACAGGAGCAGGAGAAUAGGUUUUUAUUGAUUAUUUUUGAUAAGAAAGAAGAGCAAGAUGCCUCCAGCUGCAGACUGGACCUUCCUGAUGAGGGUCGACCCUGACAAUCUGGGAGAGGACGAGGACAGGAUCUGUGAUAUGCUUUUAGAGAUUUACCCGAAAGAUCUGAAGGAGAACGAGUCAAAGAAAGUAAUGCAGCUGUUUAGAAUCUCACAGACCUUACUUAAGCUGAAGAUGGAGGAAGCGAUAUACGCCGGCGAGAUCGUGGAAAAGGCCGGCGCCGACCAAGCGAGAAUGGAAUUACAGCUGAAAGAGAAGAUAGCGGCGCUACAGGCAGACCUGGAGGUCGCCCAGCGUCUCACGGGGGGCAGAGACACACGUUUCCUUCGGGAUGAAAUCCGCCAGAUGGAGCGACAGUUGGAGCAGAAGGAUAACAAGCUGCUCGAGCAGGAGAAGGACAUGGACAGAGAAAAGAAAAACAACGAGAAGCUGUCACGCAGAGCAGAGGAAGCUGAGGACGAAAACCGAAGGCUCAAAAGAGAGAUAAAGAAGCUUAAGAAGAAGAAUGAGCAGCUCCAGCAUGAUGUCGAGUUCUACAGGAAGGAGCUUGAGCAGAAGGACUCGCACCAGAGCCGAGACGAGAGGGCCGAGGCGCAGAAGAAACUCAGCAAAGCCAACCAGCAGGCAGACCAGUACUGGGAGAACUGGCAGCGCUCAGAGGACGAGAACUCGCACCUGAAGAGCGAGCUGGAGAAACUGCAGAAGAACCUGGAGGAGUCGGUGAGAGAGAUGGAGAAGAUGACGGACGAGUACAACAGGAUGAAGAUGGCUGUGCAGCAGGCCGACGGGGUCAUGGACCAGCUGAGGAGAGAGAGAGACCAGGCCGUGCUGCAGGUGAGAGAACUGACGCAGCAAAUUCAGGCCCGAGCUGAGGAGGACGAUCCAGUGAUGGCUGCAGUUAAUGCUAAAGUGGAGGAGUGGCGGAGUGUGUUAUCAGGGAAAGAUGCUGAAAUUCUGGAGUACCAGCAGAUGAUCCGGGACCUGAGAGAGAAGCUAAGAGCGGCUCAGAUGGAUUCGGACAAAAGCAACAUCAUUGCUCUGCAGCAGAUCGUUUACGAGCUGUGUUCUGCGGUGCAAGAGCGGGACCAGCAGAUCAAGCUGCUGUCUGAGCGAGUGGACCAGUACACGGGCGAGAUGGAGAAGAAUGCCUUGCUCAUCGAGGAGCUCAAGAAGCCACUUAAAAGGGAUAAAGGUCCCUGCUCAAACCCGCAGCAGAGGAAACUGGACGAUCUGAGCGCCAAACUGCAGGCCGCGGAGAAGAGGGCGGAGCAAGCCGAACGCUCCGCCCAUCUGGCCGAGUCUGACGCACACCACAAAGACCAGGAGCUGAGUGAAACCCUGAGCCGCAUCCGGCUGUACGAGUCCGGCACCGACGGGCUGGUAGCCGCAGUAGCCGAGAUCAAAGAAACCAAAAACCAGGUCAGAAUCCGUGACCGAGAGAUAGAAACCAUGACCAAGGAAAUAAACCAACUGGAGCUGAAGAUCAACGACCUUCUGGACGAGAACGAGGAGCUCAGAGGGCGCCUGGGUUUAAAUCAGAAAGAAGAAGUGGAUUUGACCGAGUUCAGGAGAUCAAAGGUGUUAAAACAAAGGCAGUACAGAGCGGAGAACCAGGUUCUGCUAAAGGAGAUUGAACGUCUCGAGGAGGAGAGGAUGGAGCUCAAGCAGCGUAUCCGUGACCUGGUGAAGGACAAGGGUAUCACGGUAAUCAGUAGCUCACUGCUGGAUGAUGAAACCAUAGUGGAACCCAGAAGGUCCAUCGGGGAGAGAUCGACCCUCAGAGCAGCCGAUGAAGACGACGUCAAACGAAAGAAUGACUUCCUGCAGAAGGAACUGAUGAGCAGAGAGAAAGAUCUGGAGAUGAAGAGAGCAGAAUCCUUGCAGUUCAAAGCCAAGCUGAAUGAGAUGCUGAAGGAGAACCAGCAGCUGGAGCAGGGCAUGAAGGAGAUCCUGCAGGCCAUCCAGGAGGCGCAGAGCAAAGCUCCUAAUCAGACGGCCAUCAGCGCGCCCAGUCUGGAGAGACUCGUCAGGGUCUUGGAGAUAAAACACUCGGAGGGCAAGGUUGAUGUAAUUACCCAUCUGAGAGCACAGCUGGAUCAGCUGACCGGCAGAAACGAGGAACUGAGGCAGGAGAUGAAGGCAGCUCGAGAAGAGGCAGCCAACACACUGACUCAGCUAAUGAAAGCUAACGAAAAGGUCGCACAUUUCGCCAGUGAGGUUGAGGCUUUAAGGCAAUCAGCAGGCACUCCUGUAGCUCCUAAACCUCUCCUGCUGCCUGAAGAGAUGACACCAACCAGCGUGCAAGCCAUCAAUUCGCUUAACGAGUACCUGAUCCAGCUGUUACAGGAGAUUAAAAAUAAAGAAGAGUCAAGCAAGCAGCAAGGUCUGGCUUUGGAAGAGUACAAGAGGAAAUUCGCCGUCAUGCGACAUCAACAGGGACUGCUCUACCAAGAGUACCAAAGUGAAAAAGAGGCCUGGAGAAAGGAGAAAAGCGGCUUUGCAGAGUUGAAAUCCAGAAUGGAGGAGCAGAAGGAGCUGGAUGCAGUGAAAAUCCAAGAGUAUAACUUCUGGCUGGAGGCUUUGCAGCAGGAUCCGGCUGAGAUCAGGAGGCAAGUGGCCGAGGCGUCCCGUAAGAUGACGUUACUGCGGGUGAACGAGAGGUCCCUGACGCGCCGCUUCACCACCCUGAUGGAGCAGGAGCAGCACCUGAGGAAGGAGAACAACAAGCUGAAGGACGACUCCGUGCAGAUGGAAGCUGCCGUUACAGAGAGAAUCGGCUACCUCCAGAGAUUUAAGGAGAUGGCGGCGUUUAAAAUGGCGGCCCUCCAGAAAGUUCUCGACGACAGCGUCCCGUCUUCAGAGCUGGACAGAGCGAACAAGCAGUACGCCGAGCUCACGAUGAAAUACAGAGACCUGCUCCAGAAAGACAACCGCCUCGUUCAGAGAACCACCACGCUGGAGCAUUUGGAGGGUGAGAACGCGUCUCUCCGUGAGCACAUCGGGUCCAUCAACAAGGAGCUGGAGAUCACGAAGGAGAAGCUGCACACGCUAGAGCAGGCCUGGGAACACAUGAACACAGCGGGAGAGAGCGGUACGGAUAAGGCCGCGAAAGCUCUAGCGAACUCCGAGAUCGUGUCCAUCUCUAAGCGCAUCACAACCCUGGAGAUGAAGGAGCUGAACGAGAGGCAACGAGCCGAGCACGCUCAGAAGAUGUACGAGCACAUGAGGAGCUCCCUCAAACAGGUGGAGGAGCGGAACUUCGAGCUCGAGGCCAAGUUCACGGAGAUGGCAAAGCAGAAUCUGGAGGCACAGCGGAUCGAGCGCGAGCUGCGAGACGAGCUGGCCGACAGCGUCAGCAAGGAAGUGAGCGACGCCGACCGACGCCGCGUCGCCGAACUGGAGAAGAGCGAAGCCCAGCUCAGGGUAGAGGUGUCUCAGUUGCGUGAGGUUUCAGACGUCGCAAAAAUGCAGGUGUUCGCUCUGGAAGCCAGGCAGCAGUCCCGGGAAAAGGAGGUGGAGUGUCUCCGGAGGCAGGUGCUUGAUUAUCAGUCUCAGAGUGACGAGAAGGCCCUGAUCGCCAAGCUCCAUCAACACAUCGUGGCUCUGCAGCUGAGCGAGACGGCAGCCGUCAGCAGGAUGGAGGCCUACACCGACCGCUUUCAGCGCCUGGAGGCUCAGAGGCUGCGGGCGGAGCAGCAGCUGGACGCCCAGCAGCAGGCGCUCUGGCAGGCGAGGCAGGAGGGGCGACAACGCGCUCGGCACCUCCGGCAGGCCUUACACGCCCUGCGCAGACGGUUCUCCGGAGCGCUGCCUCUCAGCCAGCAGGAGAAGUUCUCCAGCACCAUGCUGCAGCUGCAGGAGGACAGGACCAGGGCGCGGGAGGAGGCGCGCCGGGCGCAGGAGGAGCGCAGAGCAGCCGAGGGGAAGGCGCAGGAGCUGGAGCUCCGACUGAAGGGUCUGGAGGAGCUCACGGCCACGCUGAAGGACGUUAAAGGCGCUCAGAAGGUGAGCGAGUGGCAUAAGAAGCUGGAAGAGGCUCGUCUGCAGGAGCUGAGGAAGAACAGGGAGCUGGUGGCUCAGCGUGAGGAGAUCAAGUAUCUGAAAAACAUGGUGGCCGAGCAGGAGAGCUCCAUCAGCAGAUUGGAGGAGGAACUGGUGCAGCAGAACAACCUGUUGGAGGAGCAGCAGCUCUCGUGGGAUCAGAGAGAGGUAGAGUUGGAGCGACAGCUGGACGUUUAUGAGAAACAGCAGAACCAAAUCAUCGGAUCCGCUCAGAAGUUUGAAGAAGCCACGGGUUCUCUGCCAGACCCACAUCAGCCAUUGGCUCAUCAGCUGGACCAUGCUCUGAGCAAAAUAAAGGAGCACGUUCGCACCAUUCUGGAGACUCAAGCCUCCUGCAGAACUCUGGAGGAGAAGCUGAAGGAAAAGGAGGCGGCGCUGUGGCAGGCCGAGCAGAACGUCCUGUCGCGCGAUCGAGUCAUCAACGAGCUCCGCCUCCGUCUCCCGGCCGCCGCCGACAGGGAAAAGCUCCUCGCCGACCUGAGCAGGCAGGACGACACAAGCAGCCAGCACGCGGUGAAGAUCGCUCACCAGACCAUCAGCAACCUGCAGUGUCUUCUCGACCAGAAAGAGGAGGUCCUUAAGAAGUACCAGAACCUCCUGGCCAAGGCUAGACAGGAACAGGAAGAAGCAGUAAAAAAGCACGAGGAGCAAGUGAGGAACCUGCACCAGCAGCUGGACCUUCACACAGACUCGUCCCUGGACCGCUUCAGACAGACGACCCUGGAGCUGAUGAAGAAACCCACCCUGAACAUCCCGACCACGAAGCAGAUGGAGCGUCUAGCUGAAAUGGAGCAGAUAGUGGCGGAGCAGGACACGUCUCUGUCAUCACUAACGCACAGCCUGAAGGUGCUGAGAUCCGAGCUGGAGACACAGAGACACGUCACAGCUUCUCAGGCCAAAGAGCACGCUGCGCAAACGGCGAAGCUGGAGGAAAGGCACGCAUCGCAGAUGAAGGCCGUGUCUAAGGAAUCCGAGGAGCUGAGGUCGCAGCUGUCGCAGAUGGAGAAAGAGCUGCAGUACCUCAGCACCGAGCUGGAGGCGCAGAAAGAAGCCAACGUUCGCUCGCCAAGCAACACCAUGAAGAACCUGGUUGAGCGUCUGAAGGCCCAGCUGGCCCUCAAAGAGAAGCAGCUCAAGGCACUGAGUAAAGCCAUGCUCGAGUUUCGGGCACAGAUGAUGUCACAGGCCGAGCAGCAGGUCAUCGCCAACGCGGCCCAGAAAGAGGAGGAGCUCAACGUUCAGCAGAUUGUCGACAAGCAAACCAAAGAGCUUAAGGCCCGCGUCAAGGAUCUGAGCGACGAGCUGCAGAGCUGGAAGGAGAACGUGAAAUCAUGCAAAGCCCGAGAGAACUCUCUGAAGCAGGAGAUGGAGAGCCUAAGGCGUGAGCUCCAGAGGAGCCAGAAGCUCCAGAGCAAACUGCAAAUCGAGAAAGACGAUCAGGAAGAACAGCUGGACGAGCUGAAGCAGAAGGUGAAGAGACUCAGCAGCAGUUUACAGGCUCAGACUGAAGAUGAAGUUAAAGGGCCUUUAGUAGAGGCUUUACAGAAGAAGAUACGCAGGCUGGAGUCAGAACUGGACAAGAAAAGCAUGUCUGUGUCGGAGCCAGUGGAGAAAAAAACAGUGGUAAAGGAUGACAAGCCUAAUAAAGAAGAACUAGUGAGGUGGGAAGAGGGUAAGAAGUGGCAGGCGAGGAUGGAGAAAAUCCGCAAUCUUUUAAAAGACAAAGAGAAAGAGACGGAAUCUCUUUCCAAACAGCUGACCACCCUGAAGGAGCUCUACGGAAGGCUGGAACAGGAGAAGCUGGGCCUGCAGAGAAAGCUGAAGAGUCGAGGCGUGACGGUGGAUCAGGUGGUGGGCACGCGGGCCACCCUCGAGGCUGACAAGGAGAUCGAGGAGCUGAAGAAUAGGAACCGUGAGCUGGAGCAACAGAUCGAGAUCGUAAAGCAGCAGCAGGCUUUACCUCGGGACGCUGCGAUGGAGGACAUGAACACCAGGAACCGCUACCUAGAGGAACGACUUCACUCUCUGGAAAGCCAGCUUGCAAAAGAGCCCUUGUCCAGGCCAUCAGAUAAAGCCAUGGUUUCGUCUUCUACCGUGUCUCUUUUAUUUCCUAAACCCCAUCUCUCUAUGACUUUUGAGGUCACAAAUGACAUUGAAGAUGAAAAAGCACAGCUUUCCACAUCAAGCAAAGACCAAAGAUCCUAUCAGGAUGGAGAUCACAAAGAUACGUUGACUAAAACCCAGACUGAAACUGAUACAGUAUGUGAAGAAGGUGGACAUCAUGCAAUGGAAGAUACAUCCAUCGGUGGUCAGGAAUUUGAUUUAGGAAACAAGCCUGAACAGGAAACGCCGCCCAAGAGUCAAGAUUCAGGAGAAGUGACAGAAGGAAAGGACGAGCUCCAUGAAGGGGAGGUGGAAAUCAGCAAAAUGGCGUCUGUAACUUCUCAGACAAAGCUAGGACUGUUUGAUGGAUCAAAGGUCACCUUGAAAGAACACGAGGAACCAAAUGAACAAGAAUGUGAGGAGAAGGAUCAGCAAAAUGAGGGAGCAGACAAAGAACCAGCGUCUCCUAGAGAUAAGUCUGAGCUGACUGAUCAGGAAAAAAGUAAGGAUGGAGAGACAUCUAAAGAAGAGAAAGUUCUCCUGAAACUAAGUGCCAAACACCAUGAGCUUGGACAGUUGGCAUCACCAUCUUCUACAGCAGAUAAGAAUGAACAGGAGAGACAAGACGAGACGUCUGGCCGGGGCUCGGCAGGGACGCCGACACAGAGGGAGCACGACCUGCAGAAAGAGAACCUCAAGCUCUCCAGCGAGAACCUGGAGCUGCGCUUUCAGCUGGAGCAGGCUAACAAAGACCUGCCACGACUGAGGGCUCAGGUAUCUGACCUGAAAGAAAUGUGCGAUGCUCUGAAAAAGGAGAAAGUGGAGGUGGAAAAGAAGCUGGGGAAUGUCCGUGGGCCAGCGCAGACCAUACGAGGCGGAAAGAGCGUCCCUGAGCUGGAGAAGACCAUCACACUGAUGAAGAAGGUGGUGGAGCGGGUGCAGCGUGAGAACGAGACUCUGAAAAAGAGCUCGGGGACAGCGAUCCAAGAGCAGCUCACCGCUCUACAACACGAGCACCAGCAACUCAAGGCUGAAUACAACAGGAUGAAGGAGAGGAAUCAGCUGAUGUCCAAACUCGAGUCACAGGCUAAAGGAAUGGAGAAAAUAGCGAUGGAGAACGAGCGGCUGCGCAGGGACAUCAGAAAGGAAUCAGAGGCUGCGGAGAAGCUGCGAGUAGAGAAAAGCAGCCUGGAGGUAAGAAAUGAAAAGCUGAAGCUGGAGCUCAAAGAUACCAACCAGAAGCUCCUGCUGGCUCAAUCGAAGGGUCCACCUAUAGACGGCGCCGACAGCAAGGCCUGGAAAUCCAAAGUUGUGGCGAGGUUGUUUGAAAAUAAAAUGAAAGCGCUCGAGAACGAACUCUCCAAGAAGAACACGAGUCUCUCGGAGCUCAAAGUGCAGCUCGCAGAAUCUCACGAGAGAGAGCAGACAUCACGGCAAACCGUCACACAGCUGAAGGAACAAGUGGAGCUUCUGAAAAAUCUUCCCAGUGAUGAUCUCGCUAAGGAGUUUAAGUCAGUAAGGUUGGCGAACCACCAGCUGGAGAAGGAGAAGCUUCGCCUAAAUGAGAGGAUCCAGAAAUAUGAAAAGCAGUUCGGAUCCCAUCUGGACGGACCAGGAUACACAGAACUCCAGGCGCAAAUCGAGGCAUCAAGUGCUGAGAAGAGCCAGCUGCAGGAUGAGAUCAAAAGGAUGACCAAAGAGCUGUCCAACUUCGACCCGACGUUCUUCGAGGAACUUGAAGAUCUCAAGUUCAAUUAUAACGUAGAGGUAAAGAAGAACAUCAUCCUGGAGGAGCAGCUGAAAAAACUGUCUGAGCGCUUCGGUGUAGAAGUGGACAUCCCGACUGACAGGUCGCUGAGUUAACACACACACACACACACACACAUUCAAGAGCUAGUGAUGUAAAGGUGUCCAUGAGCUCUGGUAAAACUGAACCGAAGGACGAGUUUCAUCAGACUUGAACGUGUGUCUACAUUCUGUACAAGGUGUGUUCAAGUCAAACCGAGAC